Molecule: messenger RNA, 1307 nt
Organism: Anolis carolinensis (green anole)
Lineage: Eukaryota; Metazoa; Chordata; Lepidosauria; Squamata; Anolidae
Gene: lgals3
Product: galectin 3
Exons: 6
Coding region: 142-1035 (297 amino acids)
Biological process (GO): neutrophil chemotaxis; negative regulation of endocytosis; positive chemotaxis
Cellular component (GO): immunological synapse; nucleus; cytoplasm
Molecular function (GO): IgE binding; carbohydrate binding; laminin binding
Source: RefSeq, a predicted model, not a curated record
CUCCUCCUCCUCCUCCUCUCGGGUGGGGCUUGGCUAUUUGAGCGCCUCCAGCCCUUCCCUGUUGCUUCAGCCUGUCUUUGGCCACCGAGGAAGGCUCUUUGGCUACUGAGAGACACCCAGGUGUAGACCCACCCAGGAAAGAUGUCUGACGGAUUUUCGCUCUCCGAUGCCCUGUCAGGGUCCAACAACCCCAACCCGAAUGCACAGCCUUCUUGGCCAGGUCAGCCGGGGGGAUACCCAGGAGCGCCAGGCGCAUACCCAGGAGCACCAGGCGCAUACCCAGGAGCGCCAGGCGCAUACCCAGGAGCACCAGGCGCAUACCCAGGAGCACCGGGCGCAUAUCCAGGAGCACCAGGCGCCUUCCCAGGAGCUUAUCCAGGAGCACCGGGCGCAUACCCAGGAGCGCCGGGCGCAUACCCUGGAGGCCCAUCAGCCCCUGGCGCUUACCCCGGGGGUCCCCCGGCUCCAGGCGGAUAUCCCAGCGCACCAGGGGUUGUCUCGCCCGGAGCAUCGGGAAUGUAUCCCUCUCCUGGGCAGCCACCAAGCGGUUCUGGAGCACAGCCGACUGCCCCACAGACUGGACCGGGAUAUGGGAGUCCUGGAGGCUCUUCUGCUCCAAUGAAGGUUCCCUGCGAUAUACCUCUUCAUUCUGGGCUCGUCCCUCGCUUGUUAAUAACCAUCGUUGGAACAGUGAAUCAGAGACCAAACAAGAUCCAGGUGGAUUUGAAGAAAGGGAACGACAUCGCCUUCCAUUUCAAUCCCCGGUUCAAUGAGGACAACCGGAAAGUGAUUGUCUGCAACACGAUGGUGAACAACGGAUGGGGAAAGGAAGACAGGACAGCUCCAAGGUUCCCUUUUGAGGCCGGCAAGCCAUUCAAGAUCCAGAUCUUGUGUGAAGCGGAUAAUUUGAAGAUCGCCGUCAACGACGCGCACUUGAUGCAAUACAACCACCGUAUCAAAGAGCUGAACAAGAUCAACAAGCUGUGCAUCGGUGGAGACAUCACCCUCACCAGCGUCACCCCAACCAUGAUCUAAGCCAACCUUUGAGUCGCAGAAGCUGAACGCUAAAGAUUCGAAUCCUGUUGGUGACUCCCAACUUGAGGAGAUGCAUUGAAUCCAAUUGUUUGAUGUAGGUCAACACAUAGCUACAUCCAGUUGGGUCCGUGCCUUUACUCUGGUUAGGAGCAACCAACAGAAUAUUCGGCCUAGGUGUGAACAGCUGCUUUUAAAAUAUAUAUAUGAAAAAUAUCUGGAGUUAACUUUGCAGGGCAAAUUAAAAAUAAAAUUUAGGACCUGCUCAACAAAAA